This is a messenger RNA of Chelmon rostratus (copperband butterflyfish), 759 nucleotides long. RefSeq lists its product as uncharacterized. The record is from RefSeq and is a predicted model, not a curated record. Lineage: Eukaryota; Metazoa; Chordata; Actinopteri; Chaetodontiformes; Chaetodontidae. Bases 1 to 759 code for a protein of 252 amino acids. The transcript has a single exon.
AUGGCCACCUCAAAUGGGAAAGGUGAAAAAGUGUCCAAAUUUGAGACAUUGAAACUCCUGGAGAAAUGCAGAAAGGAAAGAGACGAUGCCAUGCACAGGGAAAGUGUUCUCAGAGAGAAACUCAGACAGUACGAGUCAAGGAUGCGUUCAACCGAGGCUCUGAAACAGAAGCUGAAGAGCUUGACUAUGGACAACAAGGAGCUGAGAAAACAAGUGAAGGCUCUUCGUUCUGAGAUUGGACUUGAGUGCAGCCCGAAGUUCAGCGGAAAGACCACGAAGGACAUAAUCAAUGACUUGCAUGAAAAGGAGCGCGAGUGCAGUUCCCUGGUGGAGAAGGCUGGGAAACUGAGUCUGACCAUUGAUGAUCUGACAUCAGAGCUGGCAAAUACAGUCACGUCCAAAACACUUCUGGAGGAUCAAGUGCAGUCAUUGCAGCAAAAUCUGAAGGAUAUGACAAACAAUCAGCGACGUCUGCUGAAGUUGUGGGAAGACAAGAAGACCCAGAGGGAACAGCUCGCCCUCCCUGCAAUUGCCCAGAAACCUGGACAGAAACCAGUUGUCCAUAAAGCAGUUCAAACUGAGAUGUCCAUCAGUUUAUCCCAAAAGCUCCCAGUCAAUGCCUUUGAGACGAAGCCAUUCUCUCGGGAUCAUGAGAAAAAGACUGUUUUGGAUAAACACAGUUUUCCAGCUUAUGGAAAUGGCUAUCAUCAUGAAAAGAAAGGUUUCUUGCAUGAUGAAACCAAAGGAAUUCAGAACUGA